Molecule: messenger RNA, 801 nt
Organism: Penicillium manginii
Lineage: Eukaryota; Fungi; Ascomycota; Eurotiomycetes; Eurotiales; Aspergillaceae
Product: Sirtuin family
Exons: 1
Coding region: 1-801 (266 amino acids)
Molecular function (GO): NAD+ binding
Source: RefSeq, a predicted model, not a curated record
AUGUCUUCCCCUCAGCCAAACCCAACAAUCCAAUCCCUCGCCACCCGCAUCAAAACCGGCCAAAUAACCCGCAUAGUCGUCCUAACAGGCGCAGGAAUCAGCACAUCAGCCGGAAUCCCCGACUUCCGAUCCCCAACAACAGGCCUAUACGACAAACUAGCACCACUCAACCUACCAUACCCAGAAGCCCUCUUCCACAUAAGCUACUUCUCGCACUCACCAGAACCAUUCUACGCCAUCGCCCGCGCACGCCACCCGGCAAACCUCAAACCAACUCUCUCCCACGCAUUCCUAGCCCUACUGGCCAAAAAGAAUAUACUCCACUUCCUCUUCACGCAGAAUGUCGACAACCUGGAAGAAAAAGCCGGUAUUCCGGCUGAGAAAGUUCUCGCUGUCCAUGGGAGUUGGAAAAGUCAGCAUUGUUGGACGUGCAAGGCUUCAUACCCGGAUGAACUUAUGGAGAAAGCCAUCAAUGCCGGCGAAGUCCCGUACUGUCUGGAAGCAGGCUGCGGUGGGGCGAUAAAGCCAGACGUGGUGUUCUUCGGCGAGAAUUUACCGUCUGCAUUCGAUGAGAAGAUUCACCUUAUAUCCGAGGCGGAGUGCAUGCUUGUUUUGGGGACUAGUUUGCGGGUAGCGCCUUGCUCGACGAUACCGAGACAGAUAGCAGCUGGUGUGCCCAGGGUGUUGAUUAAUAUGGAGAAGGCGGGGGAUUUGGGCUCCAGGGAGGAUGAUGUGCUUCUUUUAGGGUCUUGUGAUGAGGGGGGUUUGUCAGUUUGCGGAUGCGCUUGGGUGGAGGGAUGA